This is a messenger RNA of Miscanthus lutarioriparius, 1728 nucleotides long. The record is from the annotation of a GenBank genome assembly. Lineage: Eukaryota; Viridiplantae; Streptophyta; Magnoliopsida; Poales; Poaceae.
AUGGGUGCCGAGCGCGCGCGGCGCUGGAAGCUCCUGCCCUUCCGGUCGCUGUCCCUGCCACCGCCGGCAGCAUCGAAGCCCAAGAACAGGCCGCCGGGCGUCACUGUUCCUCCGGCCCCGGCGACGAAGGAGAAGGGAGAGGAAGAGGAGGUGCCGGCGGACUUCCUGUGCUGCCCCAUCCUCCGCACGCCGAUGGCGGACCCGGUCAUCCUGCCGUCGGGCCGGACGUACGAGCGCGCGUGCGUCCUAGCCUGCGCGGAGCUUGGCCUCUCUCUCGGCCCUGACGGAGUGGUGGCGGGCGACAGGGGCACACCGGGCGGAGGCGUUGCCGCUGCCAUACCCAACGACGCGCUCCGGGCGGCCGUCCGGACGUGGUGCGCGCGCUCAGGUCGCGCGGCGCCCGUGGCGCCUUCGGGCGAGGAGGCGAGGGUGGCCGUGCUCCGCGCGGUGGCGGCGGGGACGCAGCCUCCAACGAGGUCGUCAUCGAACCUGUCGUGCUCGUCGGAGGGGGUUCCGGUCCCGGCGAGGUCCGCGUCGAACCUGUCGUGCUCGUCGGAGGGGGCGUCCGCUGCCUCCACGUCGUCCUCGUCGUCGGGUAGGUCGUCAAGGGAGAUGGCGCCGGUCGAGGUGCAGGUGGUGGUGCGCGGGAAGGAGGCGGCGAAAGUGGAACAAGACGAGCCCGUGCGUGUUGCUGACGCAGAGGAGGAGGUCGUGGCGAAGGUGGUGGAGGCCAGGGACGAGACGGAAGUGGAGGCGGCGAUGGCCGCACUGCGGCGGGCGACGCGGGAGGGCGCGGCGAGGCGGCGCGCGCUGUGCGGUCCGCGGCUGCUGGCGGCGCUCAGGCGCGUGCUGCUGUCCUCGCGCCACACCGCGUCGGCGCGCGCGGACGCCGCCGCGGCGCUGGUGAACCUCUCGCUGGAGCCGGAGAACAGGGUGCCCGUCGUGCGCGCGGGCGCGGUGCCGGCGCUCGUCGAGGUGCUCGCGUCGGCCGCCUCGCCGGCCGAGGCGCGCGAGCACGCGGCGGGGGCGCUCUUCGGCCUCGCCCUCCACGAGGGCAACCGCGCCGCCAUCGGCGUGCUCGGCGCCUUGCCGCCGCUCCUCGCGGCGCUCGCGGACCGCGACCACGCCGCCCCGCGCGCGCGCCGCGACGCCGGGAUGGCGCUGUACCACCUCUCCUUGGCCGCCGUGAACCAGUCCAAGCUCGCGCGCGCCCCGGGCGCGUCCAGGACCCUGCUCUCCGUCGCGUGCGACGCCGCUGAGACGGCGCCCAUCCGCAGGCUGGCGCUCAUGGUGCUCUGCAACGUGGCUGCCUGCGCGGAGGGCAGCGCCGCGCUGAUGGACGCGGGCGCCGUGGCCACGGCGUCCGCCAUCCUGUCUGAAGGAGCGUGCGACGCGGAGCUGCAGGAAUGUUGCGUGGAGGCGUUGUACGCCAUGAGCAGGGGGAGCCCGCGGUUCCGGGGGCUCGCCAGAGCGGCAGGCGCGGACCGCCCACUCAUGCUCAUCGCCGAGCAGGCGAGCCCGGGCGUCGACAAGGAGGUGGUUCAGACGGUGCUGCGCAAGAUGGGCCGCGACAGCAGCGAUGAUGACCACACGUCGGUCUGCAGGAACGACGAGGGCCACCAUGGCCGCAGCAGUUUGCCUCACCGCCGGCGCGUUGCAAGCUGGAGCGCUACGCCUGUCGCGACACCACCAAGCUCUCAUCAAUGGCGAUCCGUGUGCAUUGAUUAA